AUGGGAGGUUUUCUCACCUUGGUCGAGGAUCGACCCACGCCCAAGGCGGUAUACAACUGGCGAGUGUACGCUCUCGCAGCCGUUGCCUCGUUUGCAUCAUGCAUGAUUGGUUAUGAUAGUGCCUUUAUUGGCACCAGUUUGGCUUUGCCAUCUUUCAUGAGCGAGUUCGGACUCGAUGACAUGGAAGCAGGCGACCUUGCCUUUACAAAGAGCAACAUCGUCUCCAUCUACCAAGCUGGAGCCUUCUUCGGAUCGUUGGCCGCAUAUCCCCUCGCCUAUUACCUCGGACGCAGGAAGACUCUCUUCAUCUUCGCCACUUUGUUUGUCCCUGGCGCUGGCAUGAUGCUGGGCGCUGAUUCUGCUCGCGGUCUUGGUCUGAUCUAUGCUGGACGMGUCAUUACAGGCGUGUGUGUUGGCGCAGCCUCUAUGGUUACACCAAUCUACAUUUCUGAGAUUUCCCCUCCUGCCAUUCGUGGACGGAUCGUCGGUAUCUACGAGUUGGGCUGGCAAUUGGGAGGUCUCGUUGGUUUCUGGAUCAACUUUGGCGUCUCAGAGACCAUGGAAUCUAGCCACAGGCAAUGGCUCAUCCCGUUCGCUGUGCAGCUUAUCCCCGGAGGUCUGCUGUGGAUCGGUACCUUCUGGAUCAAGGAAUCUCCACGUUGGCUGCUGUCCAAGCACCGUAGAACACAAGCGGUGAAGAACCUUUGCUACAUUCGCAAUCUCCCUGCUGAGGAUAUUUACAUCGUCGAAGAAAUGGCAAUGCUUGACCUUGCUCUCGAAGAACAGGCUGCUUCUAUUGGAGAGGGCUUCUGGAAACCUUUCAAGGCUGUGGGCAGGGACCGCAAGGUACAAUGGAGAUUCCUGCUCGGUGGCCUCCUUUUCAUGUGGCAGAACGGAAGCGGAAUUAACGCCAUCAACUACUACAGUCCUACCGUCUUCAAGGCCAUUGGUGUCCGAGGAACCAACGCCGGUUUCCUGACCACUGGAAUCUUUGGUGUCAUCAAGACCGUGUUUACUUUUGUCUGGAUGUUCGUCAUGAUUGACAACCUUGGUCGCAGGAACCUCCUCAUGGGCGGUGCUCUCGGUGGCUCCAUUUGCAUGUGGAUUCUUGGUGCAUACAUUUCCACGACAACCAUCGAGUCUUCCACUACUUCCAGCGCUCCCAAAGGUCUCAGCCCCGGUGGUAUCGCCGCCAUGUUCUUCUUCUACCUUUGGACAGCCUUCUACACGCCCAGUUGGAACGGUACUCCCUGGGUUCUCAACUCGGAAAUGUUCGAUAUGAACACCAGAGGUUUGGGACAGGCAUCUGCCGCUGCCAACAACUGGUUCUGGAACUUCAUCAUCUCGAGAUUCACCCCACAGAUGUUCCUGACUAUGGGUCCCAACGGAUGCGGUGUCUUCUUCUUCUUCGCAUCCAUGAUGAUUGCCAGCAUCUUCUUCGUUUGGUUCCUCAUUCCAGAAACUAAGGGUAUCCCUCUCGAGUCCAUGGACCGCCUAUUCGCCAUUCGUCCGGUCCGCAAAGCCCAUAAAAUCGUACACGAUGAAGAUGAGUUGAGAAAUGCCGAGUUCCGACAUGACGCAGAAGGCGCUGGUCUCAGCGCAGCCAAGGAGAAGAUGGACUUUGUUGAGAGGACGAGCGAGAAGAACAGCGAUCUGUGA
Molecule: messenger RNA, 1659 nt
Organism: Ramularia collo-cygni
Lineage: Eukaryota; Fungi; Ascomycota; Dothideomycetes; Mycosphaerellales; Mycosphaerellaceae
Product: related to quinate transport protein
Exons: 3
Coding region: 1-1659 (552 amino acids)
Biological process (GO): transmembrane transport; carbohydrate transport
Cellular component (GO): membrane
Molecular function (GO): carbohydrate:proton symporter activity
Source: RefSeq, a predicted model, not a curated record